Messenger RNA from Papaver somniferum (opium poppy), 1402 nucleotides. Its product is annotated as lysosomal Pro-X carboxypeptidase-like. Gene Ontology annotation, molecular function: serine-type exopeptidase activity; dipeptidyl-peptidase activity. The annotation marks the transcript as partial. Gene Ontology annotation, biological process: proteolysis. Lineage: Eukaryota; Viridiplantae; Streptophyta; Magnoliopsida; Ranunculales; Papaveraceae. The record is from RefSeq and is a predicted model, not a curated record. The transcript has 10 exons.
AUACUAUACUCAAACACUUAUCAUUUCAGUUUCUCAGACCUCCCAACUUUUCAGCAAAGAUAUCUUAUCAGUACUGAUCACUGGUCAGGUCCUAAACGAUUAGGUCCAAUUUUCUUAUACUGUGGAAAUGAAGGUGAUAUUGAAUGGUUUGCUUCUAACACUGGUUUUGUUUGGGAAAUUGCUCCUCGGUUUGGUGCUAUGGUUGUUUUCCCUGAACAUCGAUACUAUGGGAAAUCAAUGCCGUAUGGAAGUAGAGAAAAGGCGUAUAAGGAUUCUGCAUCAUUGGCACAUCUUACUGCUGAACAAGCAUUAGCGGAUUUCGCGGUUUUAGUGACUGAUUUGAAAAGGAAUUUGUCUGCUGAGGGGUGUCCUGUUGUGUUGUUUGGUGGAUCAUAUGGUGGAAUGUUAGCAGCAUGGAUGAGAUUGAAGUAUCCACAUAUUGCUAUCGGAGCACUUGCUUCUUCUGCACCAAUACUGCAAUUUGAAAAUAUUGUGCCUCCAGAAACAUUCUAUGACAUCGUAUCCAAUGAUUUCAAGCGUGAAAGCGUGAGCUGCUUUGACUAUAUUAAGAAUUCAUGGGAGGGGAUAGAAGCUGAGGGAAAGAAGGCUGACGGUUUAUCACACCUAACCAGAACAUUCCACUUGUGCCAGAAGUUGAAUAGCACUGAUGACCUGUCAAACUGGUUGAGCUCUGCCUAUAGUUAUUUGGCAAUGGUGGAUUAUCCUUAUCCUUCAGAGUUUCUGAUGCCUUUGCCUGCCAAUCCUAUAAAAGAGGUAUGCAGGAAAAUCGAUGAUCAUCCUCGGGAAGCUGGUGUUCUAGAGCGCAUAUUUUCAGGAGUUAGCAUCUAUUACAACUAUACUGGAACUGUUGAUUGCUUUGACCUUGGAGAUGAUCCACAUGGAAUGAGUGGUUGGGACUGGCAGGCUUGCACUGAAAUGGUUAUGCCUAUGUCCAGCAGCAAACACAACAGCAUGUUUCCGGCAUAUGAUUAUAACUACUCUUCUUUCCAAGAUCAAUGCUAUAAGGAUUAUGCUGUCAAGCCAAGAAAUCGAUGGAUUACCACUGAAUUUGGUGGUCACGAUUUGAAGACGACUUUGAAAGCAUUUGGAAGUAACAUUAUCUUCUCAAAUGGGCUAUUGGAUCCUUGGAGUGGCGGCAGUGUGCUGCAGAAUGUGUCGGAAACAGUAAUUGCUCUAGUUACAAAGCUAGGUGCACAUCACAUAGAUCUAUGUGCUGCGACAAAUGAAGAUCCUGAUUGGUUAUUAGAACAAAGGAGAUCUGAAAUCAAUGUGAUUAAAGAAUGGAUAGACAACUACUACCAAGAAAAGGUGACCCUGCUAAGCAUGUAGAGUCAGAAUGGUAAUCUUACAGGGAUGGGCACUUCAUUGGUGAUGGUAGUUA